GCUCGUGAACACAGGGAGCUGAUGACACUGCGGAAGUGUCAUGGCGCCUCUCGUCAUGCAGUAGCAGACUCGGCAUACUCACUGAACAACUUAGAAAAACUCUUCAGGAUUGAGUUUUGGAUCAUUAUGUGUUAAAGACAGCCCAGGAAUCAUAAGGUCGGUGUCCGGAGGAGCAGGGUAUGUCCAUAAAUAAACCUGUCAGUGUUAAAGUUCAUCAUGUCAGAGUGAUAUCCAUGUAGACAUGUUUUGAUUUGGACACGUGUUCCUGAAUUUUUCUGAUUUUUAGGAAAAAUUUAUUAAAUAUCACAUGUUAAAGUCCUGAAAUUGAUAAAUUAAACAAAUUAAUCUCAUUGGAUGUUAACUAAAAUUAGUUGACAUUUGUUUUUGUCAUUAGUAGCUUUGUUGUGAUGCAACAGCAGAGGCUCGUUUAGAAAUUAGAAAGGAAAUAAUUGAUGUUUCUUUUCUUGCAUAAUAAGAAAUAAUAGACAAUCUUAAAAUGGCUCAUCUUACCCCACUCUCCCCUACAUGCUGUAAAGAGUGUCAACUCAGGAAAUACAUGAAAAAUUAGAAAGAAACUUGAUUGUUUGGUGAAAAGCUGUUUAUUUUUCAAUGCUGGAGAAGUGAUGAUAUCUAUAAUCUCAUUUAGCCAGCUGUUUGCAAACAAUGAUGGCUGUCUCUGUAACUACAUUAUAGAUAAUGAUGUGAUUGAAGUGACUAAAGACAUCAAAGUUGCAGUGAUUAAAACUUUCAUCGACAAUCAGACCAUAAGGGAUGUAUAAUGAAGCUAAACUACUUAAAAGAUUUGGAUCAUGUACAGCAUUUUUUUUCAAAGUUUGCAAUGAUGCUUUUGUUGUUAUGAAAAAUCACUUCAGAUAAAAGUAAAGAUACGUAAUUAUUUCAAGUCUUGUUCAGGGUCUUUCUUUCUUUCUUUAGAGAAAAUCCAGUUCAGGAUGGCAGAUUCAGGCUCAAAUGACCCCAGUGGUCAACGUGCGCAAACUCCAGGAGGGAGCAGUACGGGGAUGCUGACAGGCCGCCGACCAGGUGGAGCUGUGACACCCGGACGUUUUCCCGGGAUGAGAUCCAGAGACCUCACCCUGGGGGGAGUUAAGAAGGUAAAAUAUGUCAAUGUCAGAGUAAGGUGGGAAAGGUUAUUUUAUAUUAUAGAUAUCAUAGAUUGUGUGGGAUAGAUUUCCAGAUUGUUGCCUGAUUUUAUGACUGUUUGCUUACUGAUGAAAUUUUUUGUUUUGUUUUAUUUCUUUAGAAAACUUUCACACCCAACAUUAUUGGCCGAAAAGUCAAAGACGAGUAAGUUUGUUGUUGGUGGUAAUGAGAUUAAAAUAUGGCAAAUAAACUGUUUUUCUUUCUGGUUGUUAACUAUUAAAUGUAUCUGUCAUUCUAGUGCAAAAGCUGAAGGUGAGCAGAGAAGAGACAAGAGGAACGAGGGCCGAGGUCGGGGCCCCAGAGACAGAGGUAGAGGCCGGGGCCGAGGCCAAGAGAUCAUCCAGUCUCACUCUAUUUUUGAACAGGGGCCUGCGGAGAUGAUGCUGAAAAAGAGAGGUAAGAGUUCAGCUCAUCAGCUUUUCACUUUGUACUCCUGUACUCUCCUUUGUGGGAACUUUAUCUUUAAUGUACAACAAUAUCGUUAGAGUAAGUCAUGCAUCACUUACAGGUGGGUAUGAGAAUGAGAGAGAGGCUCCGAUUGUGGGACCGUCACCCAUCAUCAAUAUUAAGAAGGAGAAGAGAGAGACUGAGGAGGAAACCAAAGAGAUCCUGCGCAGUUUAGAGCGAGAUAAUGUAAGUCCCACUCGUUUGCCACUUUCGGUUAAACUAGAAAGGGUUCAGACAAAUUAAAAAUAUUGCUAUUCUCAGUUAUGUGACACAAUAUGAUAUGAUGUAGUGCUUUAUUCAGAUUUCUCCUCCGAUUUGGCUCAUUGCAUCACUUCUUCGUGACUCCACGUGGUGGUGCUAAUAACAUUUAUUUGCUCCUGACCUCUAGGGGGCAUUGUAUUCUCCAGUUAAUCAGAUAUUUAUGUGUAUCAAUAUACAGUUCAUCAUUUGUUGCAGAGUCACCAUAUUAUGAUAUGAUUGUAGGUAAUUUACCAUAUUUGGUACUGUGAGUCUAUGUGUGAUUCCCAUCUCUGAAACUAGGUGUGUGAGCAAUACUUCAAAGUUUACAAUAUCCUCCAUAUUAGAGUAACAAUCACAUAUAAUGAGAAAUAGAGAGCCCACCUCAUUGCUAUGGAUCUUGCAGAUAACAGUGGCUAAAUUAAAAUGUUUUUAGGCCAGACUUACAGUAGAUCUUCACCAAAACCACCAGAAAGUGAUGGUUUUGGAUUUAACUGACCAUAUAAUCGGCUUUCUUCAGUUCAUAGAUGAUCCUUUCCUGAGGAGUGAGCAGAGCAGCUGCCCUGUCCAGCUCCCCCUUGCUGUGUCAGGAUGGGGAUUCAAGGAAGAAUUUAGCACACCUGCUGUUAAAAUAGAGAAAAUCGAUGAGGAUGAUGAGCCCAUGGAGCCUGUGGUGGAAGGUAACAUUGAGAUAACGUCCUGAGAAUAGUUUGCAGCUUCAAAUAUUUCUGACAGUUUCUGAAGUCAACGCCUUGCUCUUCUCAGUGAAACAGGAGCCGGUGGAGGUUGAUGUAAAGAAGUCAGAGGCAGCAUACAGGCCUCCUCCUCUCCCAGAGCCCGAGGUUUUACCUGACCUGCUGCACAGGUGGAGUCUGAGCAAAGGGGAAGAGCUUUUCUUCAUGCAGCUGCCAGACUCGCUGCCUGGUCAGCCCCCCACCAAAGAGCACAGACCUGUGAAAACAGAGGUGCAGACGGAGGACGGACAGUCAGUGCUGCUGAAAACUGAAACUCAGGUUCGAAAUGUGUCAAACUGAACUUGCAACACAAUGGUAAUGACAUCAUGUGUAUAAAUGUUUUUUGUUGUUUUAAUUUAAACAGGAGGAGGAGGAAGACAACAGCUGCAAUCUGAAGGACUUACAAGAGGGUCUUGUGGGAAAGAUGCUGGUGCGGAAGUCUGGACGGGUCCAGCUCAUACUGGGACAGGUGACACUGGACGUGUCUCUAGGAACAUCGUGCUCUUUCCUCCAGGUGGGAUAGCUAUGUAUAUCUGGCACCAUGUUAUGUUUGCCUAUUUUAUCUCGUAUUCUCUUCUUCUUUUUGAGUUUCCAAAUUGAAUCUGAAUUAUUUACAUUUAUGGCACACUUUUCUCUUCUUCUCUUCUUCAGGAGCUGGUCUCUGUCAACACAGAGGGAAGAACAGGUGACAUGACUGUUUUAGGGAACAUCAAACACAGAAUGGUUUGCUCCCCAGACUUCGAGGCUCUCCUGGAGAGCAGUGCGUAAUGCUCAUGAAGCUUGAUAAGUGGAUGCACUUGUGGUAGGUUAUGCUAACUAAGUUGUGAACUGUUCCUAUGGACUCAUGGCAACCAAACAUCAAAUAAGAGGCCACUGUUUUUGGUUUACUUUCUUUUGUUUGUUUACAAAGUGGCAGUAAUAUCAUCAAAAUACACUAUAUUUAAAUAGGAAUUUAUUUUUUUUGUGAAGGAUUAUUAAUGGAGAGUGUAAAGGUCGAAUGCUGUGCCAAAUAUCUGUUAUUUUUUAUUUCUCUGUAUCUGAAAAUACAGUAUUUGGGGGAAAAAACAUUGAUGUAUGUACUGUAUGUGUGUGAAUAAACAUGAGUUUUGUUAUUCAAGUA
Messenger RNA from Xyrichtys novacula (pearly razorfish), 3699 nucleotides. NCBI's taxonomy places the organism in Eukaryota, Metazoa, Chordata, Actinopteri, Labriformes, Labridae. The record is from the annotation of a GenBank genome assembly.